CACGAACAUUAUCACGAUUUAUCUAUUGCGACAAAAUCAAUCCUAGAACACAUCUUUCAAAGAAACAUCAUCAUGGCAUCUCCAUCAUCCAGUUCCGGCGAAGAGCCCAAGAAGAAUGAGGAACAAAUCACUUUCAGAUUCUGUAGCGAAUGUUCGAAUAUGUUGUAUCCAAAAGAGGACCCCGAUACCCACCGCCUACAAUUCGCAUGCCGUACUUGUCAAUAUUCCGAGGAGGCUGUCUCCUCUUGUGUCUUCAGAAAUAUUCUUAACAAUGCUGUCGGUGAGACUGCAGGUGUCACUCAGGAUGUUGGAUCUGAUCCCACUCUUCCACGAUCCAACAAGACUUGCCCUGCUUGCAGAAACGAAGAUGCUGUAUUUUUCCAGUCUCAACAGAGAUCUGCGGAAACGGGAAUGAAACUCUUCUACGUAUGCUGCGGGUGCGGUCAUAUUUUCCAAUGAUACCCCGGGUUUCGAUUUUUAGAGAAGGCGUUGUUCUUUGGAGAAACAGGUAUAUGGAG
Botrytis fragariae is the source of this 518-nucleotide messenger RNA. Its product is annotated as putative dna-directed rna polymerase ii subunit rpb9 protein. Gene Ontology annotation, biological process: DNA-templated transcription; transcription initiation at RNA polymerase II promoter; transcription-coupled nucleotide-excision repair. Gene Ontology annotation, molecular function: DNA-directed RNA polymerase activity; nucleic acid binding; zinc ion binding. NCBI's taxonomy places the organism in Eukaryota, Fungi, Ascomycota, Leotiomycetes, Helotiales, Sclerotiniaceae. The transcript has 4 exons. The record is from RefSeq and is a predicted model, not a curated record. Gene Ontology annotation, cellular component: RNA polymerase II, core complex. Bases 73 to 459 code for a protein of 128 amino acids.